Messenger RNA from Musa acuminata subsp. malaccensis (wild Malaysian banana), 1631 nucleotides. RefSeq names its product transcription factor HBP-1b(c38)-like. Gene Ontology annotation, molecular function: DNA-binding transcription factor activity; sequence-specific DNA binding. The record is from RefSeq and is a predicted model, not a curated record. Gene Ontology annotation, biological process: regulation of DNA-templated transcription; DNA-templated transcription. Lineage: Eukaryota; Viridiplantae; Streptophyta; Magnoliopsida; Zingiberales; Musaceae.
UGAUCUCGCUGAUGCGACACCGGGAGUCUCAGUUUAGUGAGAGAAAGGAAAACAAGGAACCUGCCUUAAUUUCUUGUUUGUGUGUAUUCUCCGUUCCUACUUCUCUGUGCAGAGAAUGCUGAGCUCCCAUAGUCUCCUCAUCCUCCGCUUCCCUUCGUCUCUUCCGCUGCUAUGUACUCUUCUCAUCUCUACCGAGGAGAACAGGCCCCGUCUGGAUUCAACAUCGGCGAUGCUGUUCUCGACCUCACCAGAAGUCCCAUUCUUAGUCCCAAGAGCUCAAGCAAUCUCACUGCUGUCAAUUCCUCACCCCUACACCUGCACUUUGGGGCCAUAAACCAUGCGAGUAUGGCAUCGCUGGACGUGGCUGCUCCGACGGCGGCGGCAGCGACACAUGUGGAUGCUGGCAGGAUGGCGUUCUCGAGAGGACAAAUUGAGAACUGGGGCGACUCUGCGAUGGUAGUGAGCAGCCCAAGAACUGAUACAUCAACCGACGUCGAGAUCGAGGAUAGGACUAAGAUGUUUGGUGGUGUUCAGCAAGGUGCUAUUAUCUGUGCGGAUUCUUCUGCAAUGUCAAAGGGGAAAGCAGGGGAGCAAAAGACACUGCGUAGACUUGCUCAAAAUCGUGAGGCUGCACGAAAAAGUCGCUUGCGGAAAAAGGCAUAUGUUCAACAGCUUGAAAAUAGCCGCGUAAAGUUGAUACAACUGGAGCAAGUUCUGCAGCGAGCACGCCAACAAGGCAUUUUAAUAGCAAGUGGAUUCAUGGGUGACCAUAGUUAUUCAAUUGGAGGAAAUGGAGCCUUGGCAUUUGAUUUGGAGUAUGCAAGGUGGCUUGAGGAUCACCAACGAAGGAUUAAUGAUCUUAGAUCAGCUCUAAACUCUCAAGUCAACGACGAUGAGCUGCGACUUACUGUCGAAACCUUCAUGGGACAUUAUGAUGAAGUUUUCAGACUUAAAAGCAUAGGUAUAAAGUCUGAUGUAUUUCACAUACUUUCAGGCAUGUGGACAACCCCUGCAGAAAGGUGUUUCAUGUGGUUGGGUGGAUUUCGAUCAUCUGAGCUUCUGAAGAUACUCGUGAGCCAUCUUGAGCCAUUGACGGAUCAACAGCUGAUGGGUUUGUGUAAUCUUCAACAUUCAUCUCAGCAGGCAGAGGAUGCCUUGUCGCAAGGGAUGGAAGCUUUGCAACAAUCUCUUUCUGAAACCCUUGCGUCUGCUUCUCUUGUUCCGGCUGGUGGUGCUGAUAAUGUUUCAAAUUACAUGGGCCAGAUGACUAUUGCUAUGGGCAAGUUGAGCACACUCGAGAACUUCCUUCGCCAGGCUGAUCUUUUGCGGCAACAGACUCUGCAGCAAAUGCAUCGAAUCCUAACAACACGUCAAGCAGCUCGUGCAUUACUGACCAUCAGCGACUACUUCUCUCGCCUGCGGGCGCUAAGCUCAUUAUGGUUGGCUCGCCCGAGGGAUUAAAUACUGCUUUGUGAGUUGAGGACGUGUGACUUGUAGUCAAUUUUAUCAAUCGCCAAUUACUUGAAGGAUUUUCUACUAGUGUGAUGUAUCUGUAUAUGAUUGUUGAAAGACAGAUCAUGACCUGAAGUAAUCUACAAUAUUUACUCCGACAAAUGGAGUGUCUUUAUUGG